This is a messenger RNA of Drosophila miranda, 2816 nucleotides long. Its product is annotated as protein croquemort. The transcript is spliced from 4 exons. NCBI's taxonomy places the organism in Eukaryota, Metazoa, Arthropoda, Insecta, Diptera, Drosophilidae. The record is from RefSeq and is a predicted model, not a curated record. Bases 77 to 1585 code for a protein of 502 amino acids. Gene Ontology annotation, cellular component: membrane; cytoplasm. Gene Ontology annotation, molecular function: scavenger receptor activity.
GUAUAAUUUCAGGCCAAAAUAUAUAAAUAUUGCCAAAAACUGUGGGUUUUUCCUCAGUUUAAUUCGAUCCGUCGCGAUGUGCUGCAAUUGUUGCAGUGUCCGCCAGCAGAAGAUCUGGGUUUUUGCCCUGGGGGGCCUGGCGUUUGUCCUGGGCAUAGUCUUGGUCGCCGCCUGGCCGAGCUUGUCGCGUCAGUUGAUACUGGGAAUGCUGCCGCUGGCCCCAGAUUCCUUUAUGUACAAGCGCUGGGUCGCAGCGCCCAUGCAGCUGUACAGUACGUUCUAUCUGUUCAACUGGACCAACCCGGAGGACCUGAACACGGAGGGAGUCAAGCCGAAUUUUGAGCAACUGGGACCGUAUACGUUCAGCGACUAUAAAGUGAAGGAGGACCUGGAGUGGGAUCAGCCGGAGGUGACCUACUACGGUCGACGCACUUGGCAUUUUGUGCCCGAUAAAUCGAAUGGGUCCCUCGAGGAUGUGGUUGUCACCCCAGAUUUUCCCGCUGUGACAGCUUCCUUUCUCUCGCGCAAGUAUCGACGCGUACUUCGGAAGGUAAUGAACUUUGCCCUCAAUCGGGAGGGUGGCUCCACCUUCAUAAGACAAACAGCCGGGGAAUCGCUCUUCGACGGGUACUACAACGAGCUCCUGGACUUCGUGGAGCAGCUGCAUUCCCCGCUGCUGCCCGUUCCCAGCGGCACCUUCGGCUGGCUCUAUCAGCGGAACCAGUCCAAGACAGCCGAGGGAAACUUCACCAUACACACGGGUCGUGGAGAUCGCAGCCGGAUGGGAGACCUGCUGCUUUGGAAGGGCAAAAACCACACCGGCUACUAUUCGGGCGAGUGCGGAAAGGUCAACGGCAGCACCGGCGAGCUGUGGUCCCCGCAGCGACAGUGGGACAGACCCACUUCUAUAUUUAUGCCCGAUACAGGACGCUUUCUAAACCUGUAUCCCACGGAGAACGUCACCAUCGAUGGCAUUGACGCCUGGCGCUAUGUCUCCACGGAACUCACCCUCGACAACGGACAGCUGUCGCCGGACACGAAAUGCUUUUGCGUGGGCCAGCGGGAGUGCCCGCUCAACGGCGUGCUGGACUUUUCUCCGGCCACCUAUCACGGCCCGUUCUAUAUGUCACAUCCCCAUUUCCACAUGACGGACGGCAUGUUCAGGGAGAACACGACUGGUCUGCAGCCAAAUGCCUCGGAGCACUCCAUGUAUGUGAUAAUGGAGCCCACACUGGGGGCACCUCUGAAGCUAAGGGGACAGCUGAUGAUUAGUGUGCGAGUGGUGCGCGACGAGGCUAUAGACUUCUUCAAAGAUGUGGCCUACGAUCAUUAUGCGCCCCUCUUUACCCUGGUCUUGCAUGGAGAGAUGGACGAUAAUCUGAGAAGUUCACUUAAGCUCGCCUUGAGUGUUCCACAAAUUGGCCAAUACACGGGCAUAGCCUUUCUCCUCGUAGGCCUCACCAUGGUGGCGGUGGGCGUUUACGUCUCUAGGAACCACAAAUGGCACAACGAACAAAGGCCCGAACCCAUUGAGGGAGUGAAAACAAACAACAAACAAGUCGACGCCACUCGGGGGAACCGAUAAGACUGGUUAUUCCGUACUCGGCGAUAAUCUCGCUAAUCAUAGCAAGUAUUUGCGGAGUAUUUAAAGCUAUCAGCCACUCAAAGUUAUUUAAAGACGGUGAGAGGUCAUAAAAAAUUCAAAUUACUUUCCCGGGGGGCUGGAUUAUCCAAUUUCGUUCAGGUGUUGCCCAGCUGCAAGCAUCUAGAAUUACACAAAAUUAUGGCCUUUCAAAUAUGCUAAAAUUUAUUAAUAUGUUAAUAAUUGUUUUUUGUUGUUUCGUUCGUGCUGCCCGUCCCACGUGCGAGGGCGAGGGCCUUGAGCACGUAAGCUGCAUACUUUACGGCGUACGAACUCUUUCACCAGGCAAAACCAAAGGCAGGGCAACAAAUACCGGACUGGAAAUUUGAAAAAUGCCAAAAGAAUAUUAUAAGCGACUAAUUUAUAUGCACCAAGCACGCAAACUUACGUUUUGCACACACAUUGUUUGGGCUCGGACGAUGGGAACCGAACCGAACGGAACGGAUCGGAUCGGAGCUCAGGUUAAACAAUGUAUGAAAAUAUGAAAAUUAUAUGAGUCCCACUAUGUGUCGGCCGUAACUUAAGUACAGGGGGCGAAGCAACGAGGCAAUAAAACACACAACAUUGUUUAAGAAUUCCCCGGAAAAAAACCCAACAAUUUUGAGCUUGGAGUAUCAGUUUCUAAAAUAUGUAAAAAUUUAGAAUAAAUUGCUGGCAUAAAUAAUAAUAAGCCAAUACAUGGUAAUCCAUUCUCUAAAUGAGAUUAAGCUUAAGGAAAGGAAAUGCAGUAUAAAAUAUUAUAAAUUAUAAAAUAAGAAGAAUCUAUAUUUUACUGCAAACCUCAAGCUAUUUGCUAUUGAUUCAAAAUGCAGUAGGACAUAAACAAAUGUUCUUUAUUUAAACACAAAUAUGUGGCAAAUAUUCUGGCAUAUUUUAAUUCCAAAAUUGAGUCCAUAAAACGCCCCCCAGAACCCUGACAAAUUGCCGGCAGGGCAGGACCGAAUGAAAACGGAUGUCAACACACGAGUAUUUACUUCAAUUUGCUUUCAUUGCUGUAUUUGGUUUACAGCUACAGCAUUUUGGUACAUUUUCUUUAUAAAAUCUUUGGACAACAAUUGAUUUAUGGUCGGGCGUAUAUUUAUAAAAUGUAUUAUUUACGCACUUUAUGGUAGUUCCAGUUGAAACCCCAUUUAUUUGCAUGUUGACAUCGAAUGUGUGAUAAUAGCAAUUUUAU